UGGGGUGCACUGGAGGCAGGGCCAUGCUGCAGGUGGGGCUCACCCUGCCCCGCUCCCCUGGGGGGGCGGCCGACGGCUUCCCCACAGCCGAGGGUGAUAACACAGGCACCGGAGAAGAGAUAUAUGGCUCAUCUCCAGUUACUGUCGUGAUCACGUCAGAGGCUGACGCCUGGGACAUUGACAUUCCCUCUUGUCUGGGCUGUGGACAGUUUGUGGAUUGGGACAGGAUGCCAGACCCAGAGCAACAGACGCAUGUCCCCCGAGACAUCCUCAGCAAGCCCCGAAAGGAGCUGAAGAAGCUGGCAAGAGAAGGCUAUUGGGCAGUGAGCCGCGCUCUCAGAGCUCAGGUCUACCACCAGCUCACACAGCAGGUCUCCUGCCGGCUCGUCACCCCAGAUGCUCUUGUCUACAGGGACGUGGUGAGCCGGCUCUUUGGGAAGACAAGUGUGAGCACCUACCCUCUGCCCGAGUUCAUAGAAGGAUGCUCCAUGCCCACAUACUGCCUCAACCUGGAAGGCAUCACUGCCUUGAAGAAGAUCCUCAUCUGUGUUGGCAACCUUUUCCCUGACAUAACCUACAGCCCAAUCCUCCCCUCGCUGGUGGCUCUGCUGCUGCACUACAGUGAAGACGAAGCCCAGUGCUUUGAGAAUAUCUCGCGCCUCAUCGCCAGCAAUGCUCCCCAUACCAGCUACAUCGACCAGUCCUUCCUGGCCCACCAGGCCUCCUGCAUGACUUUUGGGGAUCUGGCCAACAAGCACUGCCCAGCAGCCCACAAACUCAUAGCCAGCACCUCUGAGAACGUCUUUGAGGUCUACUCCGAAUGGUUAUCGUGGCUCUUUCACGACCUCCCCUUCAAUUACGCCAUCCGUGUCUUUGAUGUCUACCUGCUGGAGGGACAGAAGGUCCUGUACCGCAUUGCCCUGGCCUUGCUGAAGCAGUACAGGCUCUCGGUGACCUCUGCCGAGCUGGAGGGGACUGACAUCAAGGCAGACCUGCAGGCUUUCGUGCAGAACAUUGCUGAGCAUGUGACUGUCGACAAACUCCUAGAGAGAGCCUUUGGCAUCAGGCUGUUCUCCCGAAAGGAAAUCUGGCUUCUCCAGAUGGCCAACAGGAAGGCGUUAAUGGAGAGGGGCAUAACCAUGGUGCAGAGCAGGCAGUCCUUCCACCUGGCCAUAGACAUGCAGAACUUCAGCUCCAGCAUUGUAACGGCUCAGGAGAUGCGCAUCAUCUGGUCCUGGAUCCCUGAGCGCUUCUCCCUCUCCCCACCACUGCUGCUCUUCUCCACCUCAGAAGAUGGGUGCAGCCUGCAGAGGUUUUACACAUGCUGUGAAGGCUAUGAACCAACGGUGCUGCUCAUAAAAACCACAGAGGGGGAGGUGUGUGGGGCAUUUCUCUCCUCUGACUGGAGCGAAAGGAAGAAGAGCGGGGCAACAUCUGGCUUUUUUGGGACAGGGGAGUGCUUUGUGUUCACUGUGCGCCCCGAGAUGGAGAGGUACGAGUGGGUGUUCAUCAAGAAGCCGGAGCUGGCCAAAGCUGUGCCGCGCUCACGCCAGCAGUCACCUUCCCCCUCUCCUGCAUCCCUCCUCAGCUCCUCCCCAGACAGCUGUAGCACCAGCUCAAACCAUCUCACUGUGCCCACACCACAGAGGAAAGGCCGUCUCUCCCCGUUUCUGGCCAUCAGGCAUUUCCUUCUGCCUUCCAAAACAGCCUCCAUGUUCAUGUCUGGGUCACGGGAAGGGAUCAUUAUCGGUGGAGGGGGAGGCCAAGCUCUGUCCCUUGAUUCCGACCUGCUGUGGGGACGCACAGAACACUGUGAGACCUUCGACAACCCUCCGCUCUGCCAGGAGAACUUCAAGGUGCAGCUCUUGGAAGUGUGGGGCUUUCAAAAUGUCUAGGUCCUGUGGGGGACAGCCCCUUGCCGCGGCACUCACGGGGAUGGAGACCCCUUGCCAUGCUGGCUGCCACCAGCCUGCCUGCUGUGGUCUCUGCCAGCACUGCCACAGGCACCUCCACUCGCCAUCCUCCCCUCCAUGGUCAGCUGUGGUGGUGUGGGGAGAGGGCGACGCGGUGUCAGGAACAGGACUGCGGGUGCUGCCUUUGGGGACAUCUGAGGUCUCCUCCUGCAGUUUAGACCCAGCCCUCUCCCCCCAGUCUGUCCCAGUUUAGGAUGCUGGAGGGGAGCUAGGCCAGUUUCUCACACCACGCUGGCCUGUUCACAGCUUGCAGCUCAACAGCAAACCAGUGGUGCAGCAGCACGAAGCAGAUUUUAUAGGAAUUUUGAGCCUAGGGAAAGCCCAACGCCAAGGUACAAAGCUCACCAGAAACGCUCUCAGACCCCACUUCCCUUUGGUCCUAAGCCCAGCACCAUGCUUCAAGACAUACGCAGAAUUCUGUAGCCUCUGCAGGUUAGCAGGACUCUUUUUGUCAAUGGUUGAAAAUGCUGAUCAAUGAUUAGCAAAGUCCUACCUGGUGCUCAUACACCGGCAGCCGACAAGAACCCCUGGCUGUGCACCUCCCUUGUCAUUUUUGUAUUAAACUGAAGAUCUGUACUCACCACAAAGGGCUGAUGUGAGACUGUGAGCAGUGAAUAUGUAUGAGCCUUGACCAACCUGCCCCGACUACCCAGGGUCAAGGGGACCCUUGGACAAGGACAAGGGGAGAUGUGCAUUUUAAAACAUGAAACGUGAACAUAUACACGUAGCUUGGCCAGGCAAGGCUGGGUCAGACAAUGGUUGCCUCAUGGGAGGGUCACUGACAGAUCAUCCUGGCUACAGGAUGAGAGUGUCUCCCACAUCCAAGUAUACUUUCCACUUCAUCUAUUCCACUUCUCAAGCUAUUCAGAGAAGGAGCUAUUGUUGCUUUCAUGCCUGCUUUCAGCGAUGGCAGGAGGAGGUGGUCAGGAGCAGGCGAUGGCAGCAAGCUCACACAGUGCCAGUCAUGCAGUAGACCUGGGAAUUGCUUGUAGCCUUCAAGGGGUAUCCAGGAGAGAUGGAGAGGGGAGACACAGCCCUGUGCACCACUAUGGCUGGCCUUUGCCCAGAGCUCACAUGAAAAAGCAGUGCAGAAUGACUCUUUUCCUUCAAUUAAAGAGCUCUGCCAAUGUGUCCUAA
Messenger RNA from Strigops habroptila (Kakapo), 3110 nucleotides. RefSeq names its product TBC1 domain family member 24-like. The transcript has 7 exons. NCBI's taxonomy places the organism in Eukaryota, Metazoa, Chordata, Aves, Psittaciformes, Psittacidae. The record is from RefSeq and is a predicted model, not a curated record. Bases 24 to 1895 code for a protein of 623 amino acids.